AUGAAUGAUGGUAGUUUUGAUGAAUAUGUCUGUGGAGAUGAAUCAUUAUUUGCAUUAAAAUCAAAUAAUAUAAAAAUGAAAGAAGCAGCUGCUAUACCAUUAGUAUGUGAAACAAGUUAUCAAGAGUUAUUUAAAAAGGCUUCAUCACCUAUUGGAGUGGAAAGAAAAAUAGUAAUUUGUGGUGGAAGUACAGCCACUGGUUAA
This is a messenger RNA of Rotaria sp. Silwood2, 204 nucleotides long. NCBI's taxonomy places the organism in Eukaryota, Metazoa, Rotifera, Eurotatoria, Philodinida, Philodinidae. The record is from the annotation of a GenBank genome assembly.